Molecule: messenger RNA, 2745 nt
Organism: Fundulus heteroclitus (mummichog)
Lineage: Eukaryota; Metazoa; Chordata; Actinopteri; Cyprinodontiformes; Fundulidae
Gene: plg
Product: plasminogen
Exons: 19
Coding region: 72-2462 (796 amino acids)
Biological process (GO): proteolysis
Cellular component (GO): extrinsic component of plasma membrane
Molecular function (GO): serine-type endopeptidase activity; signaling receptor binding
Source: RefSeq, a predicted model, not a curated record
GGACCCUAAUUAUACAUCUGAGGGAACAUCUGGGUGAGUUGACAAUGAGCUACUAGUGUGGGGCUUUAAACAUGGACCUAUACAAGACAGCUCUCCUCCUUGGAGCCUUCAUCUGCUCUGCCGGUGCCACAGACGUAGACGGCUACACCAAAACUGAAGGUGCAUGGGUUCUCUCUCUGAACAAAAGGCAGUACAUGGUAAGCGAAGUCGCCAGCUGUGCAGCCAAAUGUGACGCUGAAACAUCCUUUACAUGCAAAGCUUUCAUAUAUGUGGAGAAGGAUCAGGAAUGUUGGACGGCAGCAUCAAAUUCGAAGACGGAGCUUGUUGUUCGCAGACAAAGCUCCGUUUUAUAUGAAAAGAAAAAAUACCUCCUGGAGUGUGUAAAUGGACUCGGAGAAGAUUACAGAGGAACCAAAGACCGAACAAAAACAGGAAAACUGUGUCAGAGAUGGGAAGCAAAAACUCCACACAGACCCAAUUACACACCACAGACCCAUCCCCUCAAAGACCUGGACUCGAACUUCUGCAGAAAUCCUGAUUCCGACUCUCAAGGACCCUGGUGUUACACCACUGACCCAAACACCCGCUGGGAGCACUGCAACGUGCCCAGCUGUACUGAGGACUGUAUUCAUUGCAGCGGAGAGAACUACAGAGGAAAGACCUCCACCACUGAAAGUGGUCUCACCUGCCAGCGCUGGGACGUCCAGCAACCUCACAAUCAUGGUUACAACCCAGCAGCUCUUCCAGAGAAAUACCUCGAGGAGAACUACUGCAGAAACCCAGAUGGAGAUCCACGACCAUGGUGCUUCACCACCAGCGCGUCCAAACGAUGGGAUUUCUGCUCCAUUCCUCGCUGCACAUCGGAGCCUCCCACCAUCGUCCCGGAAAUGACUUGCAUCAGUGGUGAGGGUCAAGAGUACAGAGGAACGAUUGCUGUAACAGAGAGUGGCAAAACCUGUCAGAGCUGGUCUGCUCAGACGCCUCAUAAGCACAACCGCACACCUGAGAACUACCCCUGCAAAGGUUUAGAUAAUAACUAUUGUCGUAAUCCCGACAAUGAAAGGAGACCUUGGUGUUACACCACCGACUCUGAGACUCGCUGGGAGUACUGCUCUGUGCCACGCUGUGGAGACGCUGCAGAUCCAAAUGAAGGUGUGGUUCCCCCCGAGGAAGACGACUGCUAUGAGGGGAACGGCAGCAGCUAUCGGGGAAUAACAUCAGAGACCAUCAGUGGGAAAAGAUGCCAGAGGUGGCUCUCUCAGACCCCGCAAAGACACGACAAAACUCCAGCGAGUUACCCCUUAGCGGACCUCAGGAGAAAUCUGUGCAGAAAUCCCGACGGAGACCGAGCACCAUGGUGUUACACCACCGACCCCAAAGUCCGCUGGGAGUAUUGCAACAUUGAAAAAUGCUCCAGCAAGCCCACAGGACAAAACCCUGUUCCUCAGGCCACCCAGACUACUGCAGAGAGAGACUGCAAGAUCGGAAAUGGAGCUGCAUACAGAGGCCCGACCUCCAUGACUGUGCUGGGUGUAACUUGUCAGGCCUGGAGUGCUCAGAGCCCACACCAGCACAACAGCUUCACACCAACCAGUCAUCCAGAUAAGGGUCUGGAUGGAAAUAGCUGCAGAAACCCAGACAACGACGUGAACGGACCAUGGUGCUACACCACUGACCGGAACAAGAAGUGGGACUACUGCCAGAUCCCUGAUUGUGCUGGAUUGGACUGUGGGACACCGGUUGUCAAACCAAUGCGCUGUUUUGGUCGCGUUGUUGGUGGUUGUGUGUCCAAACCUCACUCCUGGCCCUGGCAAAUCAGCCUGCGAACCAGUUCAGGCGUCCAUUUCUGUGGCGGGACUCUGAUUCACCCACAGUGGGUCCUCACUGCUGCACACUGCCUAGAAGGUUCCAAGCGGCCCUCAGCCUACCAGGUAGUCCUGGGUAUCCACACGGAAGCAGCUUCAGAGCCGUCCAAACAAUUGAGGCAGCUGGAGAAACUGGUGCUGGGACCUAAUGGAGCUGAUAUUGCUCUUCUCAAACUACAGAGGCCCGCUCUUAUAAAUGACAAAGUGCUUCCUGCCUGUCUGCCAGAAAAGGAUUACAUCGUUCCCAGUGGAACGGAGUGUUACGUCACUGGUUGGGGUGAGACUCAAGGUAGUGGAGGCGAAGGUUUCCUGAAAGAAGCUGGUUUUCCCGUAAUCGAGAACAGAAAAUGCAAUCGGCCAUCUUACCUGAACGGAAGAGUUAAAGACCACGAGAUGUGUGCAGGAAACCUUGAUGGAGGAGUCGACAGCUGCCAGGGUGACAGUGGAGGUCCUCUGGUCUGUUUUGCACAGAAUAAGUACGUUCUGCAGGGCGUGACUUCAUGGGGUUUGGGGUGUGCCAACGCCCUGAAACCUGGAGUCUACGCUCGAGUCUCGAAGUUUGUGGACUGGAUUGACAGAACAAUAAAAGCCAAUUGAGAUGUUCCACCGUGAAAAGGACUUGUCGUCAAACAGUGCAUCCUUCGUGGUUUUGGGUCUACAUAACUCAGUUUUCUGUGAUGGCUUUAAAUGAAAUGUUAUGACAAGGAAAUCUGGAAUCCAUACUUGUUAAAAAAAAAGUCUACCAUAUGCUAUUUGAAUUGAUUAAAUAAAACAAUAGAAUUAGGUUGUUUUUGGUUCCAAAAAUCCCUUUAUUUUUCAUUUUAAAAUGAGGAUGAAAGCAUUUUAAAGGGAAUACUAGAAUUAAAAGUUUUACAUCAGA